AAAUUAAUAAAAGAGAUUAUAAUGCAGAUAAAAUUCAUGUUAUGGCUUAUAGCCAUAUUAUCUAUGUUUGGAAUAUACGCAAAAGGAUUUGAAAUGAAUAUGACCCAAUAUUAUAAAAUGCCUUCCUUGUACAAUUUGGAUGACUAUGAUCGUUGCCUGCAAGAGUUCAAUGACUUCUCAAUGUAUUGUUUUGUACGCGCCGAUGUUAUACCCCAACGAGACAACAACAAUGAAGCUUGGCAGGCUAUUGAAGAGAUUUCCAUGUACUAUAAACAUCAUUUCCAGCAUCGACAUUUGUAUUAUGGCAUUUGUGUGCAGUGGUGUCAAUUGGAAAUCAAUCAAUUACCGGAAGAUGAGGCAAAUGAUUUGUUUAAAGGAAUAUUAGUGAAUAAUACAAAGGUCAAUAUAUAUUUAAAUUUAUUUAAAUCGGAAGAUGUCCAUCGUCAACGUUAUAAUCGCCUGCUGAAUCAAUGCAUUAACAUGAGAUUGAAGAAUUAUAAUUUAUCAGCUGAGAGUAUGAUUGAAUAUUGUGAAAGUAGUAAUAGAACCAUAGAACAAGAUUCUUGGAAUUUAACAUUUUAUGCAGCAGUGGGUCUGCUUAUACUAUUCGCCACAGCCAGCAGUUUGUUUGAUUUAUAUUUGAAGCAUAAACGUAAAGAUAAACUGUUAACAGAUCGUGAUCAUUACAAGGCAUCACCAGGAAAUUUAGCUUGCAAAAUGUGCGUGAGUUUUUCUAUAGCUCGCAAUUGGUAUCGUUUAAAUCAAGAGCCCAAUGGCAAAGUUGGCAGAGAAUUAAGAUUUCUGGAUUGUUUUAAGUUCUUCUCCAUGUUUUUGGUAAUAUUUGCUCACACUAAUUGGGUGCUGUAUGAGGGAGCCAUCAGUAAUCCUCAAGAUCCAGAGAGAUUAUUACAUACAUUGGCGGGUACUUUAUUGGUAGCGGGAUCAUUGAUUACCGUAACAUUUUUUGUUAUAAGUGGCCUAUUGUUGACCAUUAAUUGGUUGGUGGUGGCCAAGCAAAAUGAGGAAUUGUCCACGCUGCAAUAUAUUGUUUUAUUUAUUAAAUUCAAUGCAUUCCGUUAUUUAAGAUUGACCAUACCUUACGGCUUUGUUAUACUUUGGAGUGGUAUUUAUUUUGACAAUGCCGGCGGUCCUUUGUGGCGUCACAUAUUGGAGCGUGAACAAUUGUCGUGCCGCAAAAAUUGGUGGGCCAAUUUAUUGUAUUUAAACAAUUAUAUCAAUACAAAUGAACGGUGCAUGCUGCAAGGUUGGUAUUUGGCCUCAGAUACUCAAUCGUUUGUUUUGAGUUUGGUGUUUCUAAUGAUGGCCCAUAAAUGGCGCAAAGCUCGCAAUUGGAUUUUAGGCAUUGUAUUUGCCAUAUUCAUGGCUUUACCGGGAAUAGUAACUUAUGUUCAAGAAUUUCAUGCUAUAUUUAUGCCCACACCGCAAAUUCAACGUGAUUCCUUUGUGGAAAGUCGCCAAUUUAAUGAAUUCUAUGUUCCAUUCCACAUGAAUUUCGCCUGUUAUUUCUGUGGUGUUUUGGCUGCUCUUAUCUAUGAUUAUGUGUCUACGAAUCAAAUAAAGUUACGACAAAAUAAGUUAUUCCAUGCAUUUUUCUACAGUCUUAUACCCAUUGCCAUAUUGUGGAUGUUUUCCGGUCACACUUUCCUGCAACAGUAUCAUGAUGAAGAUAUGCGCUUGUGGAAUAGUUUAUAUGCAGCCAUACAGCGUAAUGUUUGGGGAAUUGGUUUGGGUAUAUUCAUUAUAGGAAUGUCAUCGAAAUGUGGAUGGAUUUUCCGUAAAUUCUGCUGCCUGCCCAUCUUCCGUAUAUUGGGUCGUUUAACCUAUGGUGCCUUUAUGGUGCAUCUGAUAAUUUCUCGUGUGGUUAUAGCAACAUUACGGCAACCAAUUUACUUUGGUACCGGAAUGAUGUUUGCCUUUAUUGUGUUCACAAUGUCCGCCUCAUAUGUAGUGUCAUUUGUAUUGGCCAUAUUACUCGAACUGCCAGUAUCAUCGUUUUUAAAAUUAUUACGAUGAUUUAUUUUAAGCUCCAUUUUUAAUGUAAGAUUAUUUAUAGAAUUUUGUUUAAUGUAUUUUUUUUUACAUAAUUUAUUUAGAUUUAGGAAUGAAAUACUCAAAUUUUUAAUAAAUUCCCAAGUAUUUAUUAAAAAGAUAA
Calliphora vicina (urban bluebottle blowfly) is the source of this 2173-nucleotide messenger RNA. RefSeq names its product nose resistant to fluoxetine protein 6. Bases 22 to 2034 code for a protein of 670 amino acids. NCBI's taxonomy places the organism in Eukaryota, Metazoa, Arthropoda, Insecta, Diptera, Calliphoridae. Gene Ontology annotation, molecular function: acyltransferase activity, transferring groups other than amino-acyl groups. The record is from RefSeq and is a predicted model, not a curated record. The transcript is spliced from 11 exons.